This is a messenger RNA of Cylas formicarius (sweet potato weevil), 596 nucleotides long. RefSeq lists its product as uncharacterized. Lineage: Eukaryota; Metazoa; Arthropoda; Insecta; Coleoptera; Brentidae. The record is from RefSeq and is a predicted model, not a curated record. Bases 68 to 550 code for a protein of 160 amino acids. The transcript is spliced from 3 exons.
AGGAGAUAAGUAAAAUAUUUUGCAGCUAAACUGUUGUUCCGGUGAUAUUUUGCAUUUGAAAGAAUCAAUGACACCUUUGCAAACUAUUUACGUGUUGUGUACUAUCCUGUACACAUCAUGUUAUAUUCAAUGCUAUGACGAACCGCAAAAUUGGAAUGAACCGACUUAUUAUAUUCAACACGUUCAAACUGGUUGGUAUAUAAGCGAUAACGGUGGAUUGGUUACCUCCCAAAAUCAAGCGGCAAGAUUCCGAUUUGAGCAUAACGGCAGAUUGAGCGGCGUUCAAUUCAUCAAUUACAAGACGGGAAACGCCCUUGAUAUUCGAGGUGGAUGCCACGGAAACAGAAUAUCGAUGUACCGUCCGAACUCCAAUGCAAGAAAUCAGAGAUUUAUCUUAUCGGCCGAUGGUACCAUUGGUACCGGGUGCGAUAGCGACAGAGUCCUCGCCCUUACCAAUAAUCAAGACGAACUUAUCGUUCUUAAAAAGGGAGUUAGAAGAUUCGAAGAAACUUUAUUCAGAAGACCGUUUGCAGGAUAUCUGAAUUCCUAGUUCGUUAUGUAAAAUAUAAACGUGUUAAUAAAUGAUUGUCAGAAUA